UGCCCAUGGACAAUCGAUGCUUGUGUUUGCUGAAGUUCUAGGAUUCUUUUGUUUUACUGUUUAAUUUACUGAAGAGUCCAUUUUUUCCCAUGAGUCAUCUUCCACCUCUGGAAAGGUAGAGGUGCAAAGUAGCUCAACAUGAGUGGCCUUGGGGACAGUUCAACAGACCCUGCUAACCCUGAUUCCCGGAAGAGGAAGGGGUCGCCGUGUGAUACGUUGGCCCAGAGCAAUGAAAAGCGACGCCGGGAGCAGGAGAAUAAAUACUUAGAGGAGCUGGCGGAGCUGCUCUCGGCAAACAUUGGUGACAUCGACACCCUGAGUGUCAAGCCAGACAAAUGCAAGAUUCUAAAGAAGACGGUCGACCAAAUCCAGCAGAUGAAGAGGUUGGAACAAGAGAAAACAGCUGAUGAUGACGUCCAGAAGUCUGACAUUUCAUCCAGCAGCCAAGGAGUGAUCGAAAAGGAAUCUCUGGGACCUCUUCUCCUGGAAGCACUGGAUGGCUUUUUCUUCGUUGUGAAUCGUGAGGGGAGGAUUGUGUUUGUGUCCGAGAAUGUGACCAGCUACCUGGGUUAUAACCAGGAGGAGCUCAUGAAUACCAGUGUCUACAGCAUCCUGCAUGUAGGGGAUCACGCGGAGUUCGUCAAGAAUUUGCUGCCAAAGUCUCUAGUAAAUGGAGUUCCUUGGCCUCAGGAAGCAACCAGACGCAGCAGCCAUACCUUCAGCUGCCGGAUGCUGAUCCGCCCCCCUGAUGAGCUGGGUGCGGAGAACCAGGAGGCUCGCCAGCGCUAUGAGGUGAUGCAGUGCUUCACCGUGUCCCAGCCCAAAUCGAUCAAAGAGGAAGGAGAAGAUUUCCAAUCCUGUCUGAUAUGCAUUGCACGGAGAUUACCUCGACCUCCAGCUGUCACCAGUUCAGAAUCUUUCAUGACCAAGCAAGAUACUACAGGUAAAAUUAUCUCCAUUGACACCAGUUCCCUAAGAGCCGCAGGCAGGACUGGCUGGGAGGAUUUAGUGCGGAAGUGCAUCUAUGCUUUCUUCCAGCCUCAGGGCAGAGAGCCAUCUUAUGCCAAACAGCUAUUUCAAGAAGUGAUGACACGUGGCACGGCCUUCAGUCCAUCGUAUAGAUUCACGCUGAGCGACGGGACGGUACUUAGCGCUCACACCAAGUGUAAGCUCUGCUAUCCUCAAAGCCCAGAAAUGCAGCCUUUCAUCAUGGGCAUCCAUAUCAUUGACAGGGAUCACCACAUGCUCUCUCCUCAAGAGAACACUAACUCUGGAAUGCCCCUUCCCCGUGUCAGCCCUGCGCUGCACCCUAGCAUGUCCCCAGGGCAAGGCAUGGCUCUCUCGUCCGCCAUCCCUCCAUCCAACAGUGGCAUGUUGGCGACCAAUGUAAAUCAGCAGCCAGGCUCUGGCCUCCACAGCAGCAAUUCCAGCACCGGCCAGACAAGCUUUGGGUGUUCACCUGGGAAUCAGAUCGGAGCCAAUGUUGCCUUAAGCCAGGGACAAGCUGGUCCCCAGAACAAUAACCACCUUUUAAACCUCAGUAGCUCUCCCAUGAAUAGUCCAGGGAUUACCCCAGCACAGUUCAUGUCUCCUAGGCAUCGGGUUAGCCCAGGAUUGGUACCAAGGCCCAGAAUGCCAAGCAAUCCUUUCUCUCCUACCAUGCCUACUAUGCACUCCCCUGUGGGCAUGGCGAGCAGUGGCUGCAGCAGCGGUGGCAGCAGCAACAGGCCUUUCCCCAAUGCCCCGAUAAACUCUAUGCAGGGGCUUAACGAAGGCCCCAGCACCCCCAUGGGCUACUCCACGCCACCUCCCAUUCUGAGGCAGCCGAGCUCCCAGAACUCACCCGGCCGGCUCAGCAUGCAGCCUGUGAAAACGGAGCCGAAAGACAGCAAGGAGAUUGCCUCCAUCCUGAGCGAGAUGAUUCAGUCUGACAGCGGCUCAAGCGAUGGCAAGCCGCUGGACUCAGGCCUGCUACAUGCCAGUGACAGACUCUCGGAGGGAGACGCCAAGUGCUCCCAAGCCACCAGCCACAAGCUGGUUCAGCUCCUGGCCACAACGGCAGAACAACAGCUGCGGCACACUGAUGCAGAUACUAGCUGCAAAGAUCCCUUAUCCUGCACGGGUGCCUCUGGGAACCCUCCAGGCAACACGUGUCCCUCUUCCCAUAGCUCCCUCACAGAGCGGCACAAGAUCUUACACCGGCUCUUGCAGGAGGGCAGCCCCUCCGACAUCACCACUCUGUCUAUGGAGCACGACAAGAAGGAUACCGCGCCAAACUCUGCCGCCACCCCUACCUCUCAGAGUCAGAUCCCGGGGACCCCUGAAAUCAAACUGGAGCCAGAGGCCUUGAAGAAAAAGGAGUCUAAGGACCAUCAGCUCCUACGCUACCUACUAGACAAGGACGAGAAGGACCUUGCCGCGGUCCCGGCCCUGAGUCUGGACGAUGUGAAGGUGAAAGUGGAGAAAACGGAGCAGAUGGAUCCAUGCAAUACGACUCCGGCCUCGCUGACCAAGCCCCCUGCUGCAGAGGAAGUGAAGCUAGAGUCGCAGGGCCAGUUUGCUGCUGAUCUCGACCAGCUCGAUCAGCUGCUGCCUUCGCUGGAGAAAGCAGCCCAGUUGCCCGGCUUGUGUGGGACGGAUAGAACCGAAAGCAGCAUGGCCAGUGUUGCGGUCAAACCUGAGAUUCUGACAGCCCCGCUCCAGCCCAGCGCUGCAGCAAGAACUCCAAUGGGGCUUAAUAGAUUGUCUGAACUGGAGUUGGGAGUCUCCAAUCAACAGUUUGGACAGCCAGGAAUGGGUGACCAGAUUCCAUGGGCAGACAACCCCAUGGCCUCCAUGAAUCGAGUAUCUUUGAAUAAACCAGACGACCAGUGCAUCACUUCCCAGCUAGACGAACUCCUAUGCCCCCCCACCACGCCGGAGGGCCGGAAUGACGAGAAAGCCCUCCUCGAGCAGCUUGUGUCCUUCCUGAGUGGCAAAGAUGAAACGGAGUUGGCGGAAUUGGACCGAGCGCUUGGGAUUGACAAAUUGGUCCAGGGAGGCAGCCUGGAAGUGCUGACUGACAGAUUCCAGCCACAGCAAGCGACACCAUCUCUUCUAAUGGAUCAGAAGCCUGGCCUCUACCCCCAGCCUUAUUCUUCUGCUUCUCCUACUGCUAAUCUCCCCAGCCCUUUCCAAGGCAUGGUCAGGCAGAAACCCUCUUUCGGGCCCAUGCCGGUUCAGGUACCACCGCCCCGAGGGGCUUUCCCCACCAACAUGGGAAUGCAGCCACGGCAGACUCUAAACAGGCCACCGACAGCUCCCAACCAGCUGAGACUUCAGCUGCAGCAGCGGCUACAAGGGCAGCAGCAGCUGAUACACCAAAAUCGGCAGGCGAUCCUGAACCAGUUUGCAGCAAAUUCUCCGGUCGGCAUCAGUAUGAGGGCAGGCAUGCAGCCACAGAUUACGCCUCAGCCACCUCUGAAUGCACAGAUGCUGGCCCAGCGCCAGCGAGAGCUGUACAGCCAGCAGCAUCGGCAGCGGCAGCUAAUGCAGCAGCGAGCCAUGUUAAUGAGACAGCAGAGCUUCGGGAACAACCUUCCUCCCUCGGCUGGACUCCCAGUGCAGAUGGGGGCAGCUCGCCUCCCCCAGGCACCCCCACAGCAGUUCCCCUACCCCCCCAACUACGGUACGAAUCCAGGAAACCCUCCCACCUCCACCAGCCCCUUUUCGCAGCUGGCGUCGAACCCUGAGGCAGCACUGGCCAGUCGCAGCAGCAUGGUGAACAGAGGGAUGAUGGGGAACGUUGGAGGGCAGUUUGGUGCCGGGAUGACCCCUCCCAUGCAGCAGAACAUCUUCCAGUACUCGGGGUCAGGCAUGGGUCAGCAAAGCGAGCCUGCAUUCGCUCCAUCACUCAGCCCCAGCAGCCCUCUGAUGUCGCCGCAGAUUCCUCCUUCGCAGAGCCCCAUGCUCCAGUCAGCUCCACCGACCCCUGGGUACCAGUCCCCAGACAUGAAGACUUGGCAGCAAGGAACAAUGGGGAAUAAUAAUGUAUUCAGCCAAGCUGGGCAGAACCAGCCUACACCUGCGCAGCAGGGAAUGUACAACAACAUGAGCAUCACCGUGUCCAUGGCUGGAGGAAACACGAACGUCCAGAACAUGAAUCCAAUGACUGGACAAAUGCAGAUGAGCUCACUGCAAAUGCCCGGGAUGAACUCCAUGUGCUCUGAGCAGGUAAAUGACCCAGCGCUGAGACCCACCGGCCUUUACUGCAACCAACUUUCCUCCACUGACCUUUUGAAAACAGAAGCAGAUGGGGCGCAGCAGGUACAACAGGUUCAGGUGUUUGCUGACGUGCAGUGUACAGUGAAUCUGGUAGGUGGAGACCCUUACCUGAACCAGCCUGGUCCAAUGGGCUCGCAGAAAAGCACGACAGGUCCUCAGACCCCUCAGGCCCAGCAGAAGAGCCUCCUUCAGCAGCUACUGACUGAAUAACCGCUUUUAAAGGAAUGUGAAAUUUAAAUAAUAAGACAUACAGAGAUAUAUAAAUAUAUAUAUAUAUUAUAUAUUUUUCUGAGAUUUUUGAUAUCUCAAACUGCAGCCA
Emys orbicularis (European pond turtle) is the source of this 4582-nucleotide messenger RNA. It is a transcript of the gene NCOA1, whose product is annotated as nuclear receptor coactivator 1. The record is from RefSeq and is a predicted model, not a curated record. Lineage: Eukaryota; Metazoa; Chordata; Testudines; Emydidae. Gene Ontology annotation, molecular function: nuclear receptor binding; protein dimerization activity. Gene Ontology annotation, cellular component: nucleus. Gene Ontology annotation, biological process: cellular response to hormone stimulus; positive regulation of transcription by RNA polymerase II. The transcript has 20 exons. The coding region runs from base 139 to 4473 and encodes 1444 amino acids.